UCUCCCUUCCCUCAUCGAGAGUUUAUUACGUUGGUAUUAUAUGAGAAAUCAAGUAUUGUAUACAAUUCGUAACUUGCAUUAUUAAGAAAAGAAAUAUUAAUAUAAAGAUAACAUUAUUAUAAAUUGAUUAUAAAAAUCAUGAAAAUAAUUAAAAUUUCAAGACAAUAAUAAUAAAAACAAUAAAAACGAUAAUAAUGGACACAUUACACAAUAAAAUGAAGCAUUCAUUGAGCGGCGCAGAAACUUGCGCAUUCAACAAAAUGUGUAGGUUAUGCCUUCGCGUCGAAAAUCAUUUAAUAUCGAUAUUUACCGACAAAGAAAACUCAAAAUGCUUGGUUUCUCGUAUUCGAGAUUGUUGUCCUAUUACGUUGGAAGACGACAGACUACCGAAGAUGAUAUGUCACGAAUGCGAGGAAAAGGUAGCCGCUACGUUCGAGUUUCGCGAACAAUGCAGAAAAUCGGAACAUUUCUUGCGAUCAUAUUACGAAUCGUGUAUCUCGGACAAACUUGAUCUUGUUAAAAUAUCAGAUUACAAAACUGUUUUGGAUUACAAUGUUAAAGCUAAUUCAAAUAUGUGUACGAAUCUUGAUGUAAUCGAUUUGAACGAAGAUUCGGAAAAGAAUCAACAAGCAUUUAAUGAACGAAAAAGUGAAAAUUCUAUAUUAAAUACACAAUAUGAAAGAAAAAAAAUUUUUGAAUCAAAAAUUGUUCAUAAUGAAAUUGUGAAAGAAAAGGUAAUGAUGAAAUCAAUAUCACCAUUUUUUAAUGAUGAUCGAAAUCUUGAUGAAAAAGGAAAAAAAAAAAAAGAUAAGAUAAUCGAUCAAAUUUAUUUUUUUAAUAAUGAACAUAAAUACAUAGAGAAGGAAAGCGAUAAUAUUUCCAAGGAAAGUGGUGAUAAUACUUCCAAGGAAAGCGGCGAUAAUAUUUCCACGGAAAAGGUGAAAAUUUGUAAUGAUACAAUGAAAAUGCUAUAUCUGUGCGAUAUCUGUAGCAAAACUUUUGCUUCGAAAUCUGGAUUGCGAUUUCAUUUGAAAUCACAUGAUGCUGUAAAGUCUUAUCCAUGUCGAUACUGUGAUAAACGAUUUGUGAUUCCUAGUUACACCAAAAGACAUGAAAAAAUUCAUACGGGCGAUAAACCAUUUAUUUGUCAAUAUUGUAGUGUAACUUUUGCUUCUUCAAAUGGUUUAAAAUAUCAUUUAAGAUUGCAUACAGGUGAAGCAAAUUAUUCUUGUGAAAUUUGUGGCAAAUGUUUUUAUCGACAUAAAUAUCUAAAAGAACAUAUAUUCACACAUACAGGAGAGAAACCAUAUGUUUGUAAAACAUGCGGCGCUUCCUAUGGAAGUUCUGGCAGCUUAUUCGUGCAUAAGAAAAAGUGCAAAACUAUAUAAAUUAUUGUAUAAAAUAUAUAUAAAAAAUAAUAGACAUAAAAUAAACAAAUA
Messenger RNA from Apis florea (little honeybee), 1439 nucleotides. RefSeq lists its product as uncharacterized. Gene Ontology annotation, biological process: regulation of transcription by RNA polymerase II. Gene Ontology annotation, molecular function: zinc ion binding; RNA polymerase II cis-regulatory region sequence-specific DNA binding; DNA-binding transcription factor activity, RNA polymerase II-specific. The record is from RefSeq and is a predicted model, not a curated record. NCBI's taxonomy places the organism in Eukaryota, Metazoa, Arthropoda, Insecta, Hymenoptera, Apidae. Gene Ontology annotation, cellular component: transcription regulator complex; nucleus; PcG protein complex.